Aspergillus udagawae is the source of this 600-nucleotide messenger RNA. RefSeq names its product putative Rho GTPase Rac (gene racA). Gene Ontology annotation, biological process: regulation of cell shape; establishment or maintenance of cell polarity; actin filament organization. Bases 1 to 600 code for a protein of 199 amino acids. The record is from RefSeq and is a predicted model, not a curated record. Lineage: Eukaryota; Fungi; Ascomycota; Eurotiomycetes; Eurotiales; Aspergillaceae. Gene Ontology annotation, cellular component: cell cortex; cytoskeleton; cell projection. The transcript has 6 exons. Gene Ontology annotation, molecular function: GTPase activity; GTP binding; protein kinase binding.
AUGGCAUCUGGACCCGCUACUCAGUCAUUAAAGUGUGUGGUGACUGGUGAUGGUGCAGUUGGAAAAACAUGCCUCCUCAUCUCGUACACCACCAACGCAUUCCCCGGAGAAUACAUCCCUACCGUAUUUGACAACUAUACGGCCAGUGUGAUGGUAGAUGGCAGACCCAUCAGCUUGGGACUGUGGGAUACUGCUGGACAAGAAGAUUAUGACCGACUGAGACCGUUGUCCUACCCUCAAACCGACGUCUUCCUCAUCUGCUUCUCCAUUGUCAGCCCUCCCUCGUUUGACAACGUCAAGGCAAAGUGGUACCCAGAGAUCGAGCACCAUGCUCCCAAUGUUCCCAUCAUUCUUGUUGGUACCAAGCUCGAUCUGAGAGACGAUCCCGCGACGGCAGAAUCCCUCCGACAGAGAAAGAUGGAGCCUGUCUCGUACGAGCAAGCCCUGGCCGUCGCCAAGGAGAUCCGAGCGCACAAGUAUCUCGAAUGUUCUGCCCUCACGCAGCGCAACCUCAAAAGCGUCUUUGAUGAAGCCAUUCGUGCUGUCCUCAACCCUCGACCGGCCGCAAAACCGAAGAGCAAGAAAUGCACCAUUCUGUAG